AUGGUUGCAACUGAACAGUCUCUUCGUAAAGCAAAACGAGCUUUGACGCUACUAGCUGUCGCCUCGGCGGUUAGCAGCGUCGCGGUAGCCCGGGCAGCCUCUGUACCUGGAAGCUCGUGGUUGAAGCGACAAGAUUCCAGCACGGAUGCAGCGGCAGCGCACAUUCUCAAGCUCAUCUCUGCCGAGGGUCCGUAUGCUACCAUGACGGGUUCUGGAUCCGGUGCGAUCCAGUCGGCUGUGGGAUUGAGUGGUGAUGCUGGUGUCUCUUCGGUUGUUUCUUCUGCCGUGGCUAAUGCCACGUCGAACGCUUCUGCUGCGACGAGCUUGAGCGUGAUCGAGACGCCCACUGCGAUUGUUGAGGCGGUACAAGCCACGGCCUCGGCCUCGGCUUCAGCCAGCUCGAAUAAGAUCGCGAGUGGUACGCUUGAUGCGUUUCAGGAAUCGCUGCUCGAAUCGGCUUGGGAUGAAGCGAGCGGCAGCCGCGAGGGUGGUCUUCAGAGCUGGACGUACGAUCCUGGUGCAUACGGCUGUGGCUUAGGUGCUGGUGGUCCGCCUUUGGCUACGGCUACUCUCUGCCGUGUCAAUGCUGCUAGUGCUUCAUCGACGGUUGCUGUCUCGAAUCGUGCCGAGAAAGCUUCCAGCGACGGUGCGUUCCAGCCGGUUGCGCCUGCUUCUGUCACCGGUCAACGCCGUUCCAUCCCUACACCGGAGCCUCAGCCUCUCCGUCGACAGUACCCGAUCAGCGAGAACCCAGAAUCUUCAAGCUCGAACCUCUUCCCGCUCUUCACAUCGUAUAUCACUCUGGAACCUCCGACAACCACGCGCGUCGAUUUUGGCCCUACAUCGAACCUCAACACCACUAUUCCGCGACGUGGAAGCAACGAUUCGGGCAAUGGAGAAGCACCUGGAAACAUCAACAAUCCCAACUCGCCCGAUCUGGGCUGGCUUGACGUACAGGUGGGUAGCGUACCCUACAAAAACGGUGAUCUGAUCGCCAGCAUCGUCUGGAUUCUGGCCACGAUUGCUCUGAUUCCUUUGCUGCUGAUCCGGUUGUUGCGACGAUCCAGUUUGAUCUCGAUGAUCUUGUUUACCGUGAUCAUCUACAUGGUGUUGAUGCUGGCUACGUUUGGUAUUCGCGCCAAGAUUGCAAACAACACGCCCACCACGCCGCUGAUGAACGUGCAGGGAAUUGUCUUGGCUAUCCUAUUGCCGUUGUUGAUCGAACCGCUGUUGCAUCUGUUGGCACUUUACUCGAAGCAAUCCGGAAGGAGUACCGGUGUUCCACAGGCGAGUCUUGUUCUGCGUGUCCUCAACUUUAUCGUCUUCCUGCUCUUCCUGGUUGCCGCUGCGUACUACGCCAGCUGGCUGGAUAAGUGGAACAACGCGUUGAAGUUGACGCAAACCGCGCAGGAUUUGCCUCCGAUUAUUCCCCCCAAAGUGACGCGCAUCGCACCAGUCGUUGGAAGCGUCGUGGAGAUCAUUGUGAUCCUCGGAGCUGCUCUGUUGAUCCCUGUUGCGCGCGGUGACAGCGGAUCGGCGAAACCGGGCGGAUUCAUCUUUGUGCUCCUUCUCCUCCUUUUUGUCACUACCGUGUACCGACUGUUGCAAUCGUUGCACGCCACCACGCGCAUCUCAGCCGAACUCGGUGGAGAGCUCAACUCGAAAGAUCUGCUACCUUUCUUCCAAGGUGGAUCUGGCAGCUCCACUAGCGACAACCAGCGAGUGGCCAACGGCUUGAGUCUGGCACCGCAAGGAAUGUACGGCCCCAACUCGGAAGGCAUCGAUUGGAACCAAUUGCAGCUGACCAUGGCGAGCAGAGGUACACCUCAAACACCGCUCAUCUUCAACUUGGUCUACGUACUUCCCAUGUGGCUCAUGGUGUUCUUGCUCUUCUUUGCCCAUGCGCCAGCUGGCAAGAAGGACGAAGCUGCCCAGGGUGGCGCAGACGGAGCCGCUGUGGCAGUUGCUAAGGCUUGA
This is a messenger RNA of Mycosarcoma maydis (corn smut), 1977 nucleotides long. RefSeq lists its product as uncharacterized. NCBI's taxonomy places the organism in Eukaryota, Fungi, Basidiomycota, Ustilaginomycetes, Ustilaginales. The coding region runs from base 1 to 1977 and encodes 658 amino acids. The transcript has a single exon. The record is from RefSeq and is a predicted model, not a curated record.